This is a messenger RNA of Rubroshorea leprosula, 3442 nucleotides long. The record is from the annotation of a GenBank genome assembly. NCBI's taxonomy places the organism in Eukaryota, Viridiplantae, Streptophyta, Magnoliopsida, Malvales, Dipterocarpaceae.
AUUUCCAGUUUUCCACACUCCUCCAAAUCUCCGGCCAGCUCAAUGGCCGCCGUAACGCUUGAAUUCCGCCUCUGUUUCUUCAAAUUCCUCUUCCUCAAGGGUUUUGUUUUUCUUUAAUGAAGUGAAUUGAGCUGUUUCCGAGCUGGAAUUCUAAUCGGUGGAGACACUGUUUUUGUGGCAUUGUUGAUUUUUGGGAGCAUAAGAGCUACGUUGUGAAUUUCGAUCCUCGUUCUGGUAUUCGUAUGGGUUAGAUGAAGGAGUUUAGAGUUUUUGUUUCGGAUUAUAGCAUGGCAACUCUGUAAAGUGCUGUAUUAUUUCUAUGAGGCGAAGUUGGGAAAUAAAUAGGUUUGGUUGGUGGUCAAAUGGGUGUUGGUCCUACACCUUGUUGGCACCUUGAAUGGCUGAUUCUCAGAGAGGUGGUCCUGCCGAGAGGGAUAUCGAUCAGGCAAUUACAGCACUGAAGAAAGGAGCAUACUUGCUAAAGUACGGACGUAGGGGGAAGCCAAAGUUCUGCCCGUUCCAUCUCUCAAAUGAUGAGUCUACGCUGAUUUGGUACUCUGGAAAAGAAGAGAAGCACAUUAAUCUUAGUCAAGUUUCAAGGAUCAUUCCAGGACAGCGUACUGCAAUAUUUCAGCGGCAUCCUAGACCUGAAAAGGAGUAUCAAUCAUUUUCACUUAUAUACAGUGACAGGUCUUUGGACUUGAUUUGUAAAGACAAGGAUGAAGCUGAAGUUUGGUUUGUUGGUCUUAAGGCGUUGAUUUCUCAUGGCAACUACCGCAAGUGGGGAACAGAAACAAGAAGUGACAGUGAUAUAGGAGAUGUUCAGGGAACUCAAGUGCCUUGUGAGACACAGACUAGAUUGGGAAGGGCAUUCUCAAACAUAAUAACAUAUACUGCAGCAUUCAAGGGCAGAAAUCAAUCAGAGAUAGUUUCUGGUUCUCCUCGCUCAUUAUCAGUUGGGUGUGGAGAAAGCUCAAACAGUCAAAAUUCAGGGUCUGAAACCAUUCGAGUCAGUUUGUCCAGUACUGAUAUAGAAGAUGUUCAGGGAGCUCAAGUGCCUUGUGACACACGGACUAGAUUAGGAAAGGCAUUCUCAAACAUAAUAACAUAUACUUCAUCAUUCAAGGGCGGAAAUCAACCAGAGCUAAUUUCUGGUUCUCCUCACUCGUUAUCAGUUGGGUGUGUAGAAAGCUCAAAUGGUCGAAAUUCUGGGUCUGAAACAGUUCGAGUGAGUUUGUCCAGUGCUGUAAGUUCAUCCAGUCAUGGCUCUUGUCAUGAUGACUUUGAUUCCUUAGGUGAUGUUUUCAUUUGGGGAGAACAUGUUGGUGAUGGAAUAUUGGGUGGUGGUGCAAAUAAAAUUAACCAUUCAUCUAAUUCAAAGAUUGAUGCACUUCUACCUAAGACAUUGGAAUCAGCAGUGGUCCUAGAUGUACAUAACGUUGCUUGUGGUGGCAGGCAUGCUGUGUUAGUCACCAAACAAGGAGAGAUCUUCAGUUGGGGGGAGGAAUCAGGAGGCAGGCUUGGGCAUGGCAUAGAAGCAGAUAUUCCUCAGCCAAAGCUCAUAGAUACACUCAGUGGCAUGAACAUUGAAUCGGUAGCAUGUGGAGAGUAUCAUACUUGUGCUGUUACAGUUUCUGGGGAUCUCUAUACAUGGGGUGAUGGUACUCAUAACUCUGGUAUGCUUGGGCAUGGUAGUGAAGUCAGUCACUGGAUCCCCAAAAAAGUCUGUGGUCAUAUGGAGGGCCUACGUGUCUCAUUUAUCUCUUGUGGACCCUGGCAUACAGCUGCUGUGACUUCUUCUGGACAGUUAUUUACAUUUGGAGAUGGAUCUUUUGGUGUCCUGGGCCAUGGAGAUCAUAGCAGCACUUGUAUACCACGGGAAGUGGAGGCUCUGAGAGGAUUGCGAACAACAAAGGUUGCCUGUGGUGUUUGGCAUACCACUGCAGUUGUUGAAGUUGUGAGUGAGUCAUCUAAUUCCAAAACUUCCAGUAGCUCUUUGUCUGGACAGCUUUUCACUUGGGGUGAUGGAGAUAAAGGCAGACUUGGACAUGGUGAUAAAGAACCUAGACUUUUCCCUGAAUGUGUGGGUGCUCUGGUUGACAAGAAUAUCUGUAAGGUUGCCUGUGGACAUAAUCUCACAGUAGCUCUUACUACCUCGGGGCAGGUAUAUACAAUGGGGAGUACUGCUUAUGGACAGCUGGGGAGUCCAACAGCUAACGGAAAGCUUCCAGCUCCUGUUGAAGGUAAAAUAGUAGAUGACUUUGUUGAAGAGAUUGCUUGUGGUUCUUAUCACGUUGCAGCUUUGACUUCCAAAACAGAGGUUUAUACUUGGGGAAAGGGUGCUAAUGGGCAAUUAGGCCAUGGUGACAUUGAUGACAGAAAUACGCCUACUCUUGUUGAUUCUCUAAAAGAUAAGCAAGUGAAGAGUGUAGUAUGUGGUUCAAACUUUACUGCUAUUAUAUGUCUUCACAAAUGGGUGCCUAGUGCUGAUCAUUCUAUGUGCUCUGGCUGUCGCAAUCUUUUUGGGUUCAGAAGAAAACGUCACAACUGUUAUAAUUGUGGACUAGUCUUUUGCAAGGCAUGCAGCAGUAAGAAAUCUCUGAAGGCUUCUCUGGCUCCAAACAUGAACAAACCAUAUCGAGUGUGUGAUGAUUGUUUUGCUAAACUAAAAAAGACCAUGGAAUCUGGUUCUGCUGUCAGGACUCCUAAGACCAGAAAUGGAAAUAUGCAGAAUAAAUUCAAUGAGGUGACAUAUAAAGAAUCUCUUGGUCAAAGACUACAUUCACAAUUCUCCAGAUUAUCUUCUUUUGACUCAAAUAAUCAGGUUGAAAGCCGGAAUCCCAAGCAUGAAUUGACACUGGAAUCACACAAUCACCAUUUAUUCCCUGCUCAGACUGGAAACCUUCGGCUGGGGAACUAUUUUUCAUCUCAGGUAUCAACUUCUCUGGUUGGAGAUUCUAAAAAGGUUUCACCAGCAUCCAUUGCUGGUUCCAGAAUAACUUCAGGUGGAACAUCUCCUGCUUCAGCAAAGUCAAGUCCAUAUCGGCCUUUGGAAGUUUCUAGUGAUGAUUCAAAGCAAAUGAGUGAUACAAUAAGCCAAGAAAUCAUGAGCUUAAGGGCACAGGUAGAAGAUCUUACUUCCAAAUCCCAACGUCUUGAGGCUGAACUUGAGAAAACAUCUAGGCAAUUAAGAGAGGUCACCGCAAUAGCAACAAAUGAAGCCGAAAAGUGCAAAUCUGCAAAGGAAGUUAUUAGGUCUCUAACUGCUCAGGUUGGAUAGUUCUCUGCUCAAGAUUUUUCUUUUUCUAAGAAUUCAUACAUAACCCACUUUGAUUGUUUGGAAAUUAAGAAGAAAAAAAAAAAGAACAUUUAACCCAUUGGGGUUGGCUCAAGUAGCUAAGGAGUCAUUCAAACUAUGCUAGAAUAUAGGUUCAAAUCCCUC